Messenger RNA from Neoarthrinium moseri, 1161 nucleotides. RefSeq lists its product as uncharacterized. The record is from RefSeq and is a predicted model, not a curated record. Gene Ontology annotation, cellular component: cytoplasm. The transcript has 3 exons. The coding region runs from base 1 to 1161 and encodes 386 amino acids. Gene Ontology annotation, molecular function: 2-oxoglutarate-dependent dioxygenase activity. NCBI's taxonomy places the organism in Eukaryota, Fungi, Ascomycota, Sordariomycetes, Amphisphaeriales, Apiosporaceae.
AUGGCGAAGACCCAGCACCAACAGGGGCUGCCUAAGUUUAGCGGUGCCCUAGACAAGUUCAAGUACGAAGAAACCACGCCGGAGAUUGGACGCGAGUAUCCCAAUGUGAACAUUGUCGAUGAUCUCUUGAACGCUGAAAAUGCGGACGAGAUUCUUCGCGAUGUCGCGAUUACUAUCUCUCAACGCGGUGUUGUCUUCUUCCGUGCACAGAACAACCUGACCAACGAACUACAAAUGGAGUUUGUGAACCGGCUGGGCCGCUCUGUCGGCAAGCCUGAGUCUUCAUCGGUUCACAUCUUCCCACUUGCACCGGCACAUGUUCCAGAAGGCGGAACGGGCGACCGACACAUCAGUUACGUCAACUCGACAGCUUUCAAGUACAUGUUCGAGAAGAUGCCGAACAUGGACAAGCGCCGUUUUGACGCUGCUGAGUGGCACACGGACAUUCAGUUCGAACCCGUUCCGGCAGACUAUACAUCACUGCGUGUCCACAAGCUACCUGAGUCCGGCGGUGACACUUUGUGGGCAUCAGGCUAUGAGCUAUACAACCGUCUGUCCAAGCCGUAUCAAGACUUCGUGGAUGGCUUGACUGUGACAUGCCGUGCCGACUGCGUGCUCAUGGCCAUGCAGCGCAAAGGCGAGCAGAUUGAAGAGGGUGAAAGAGGCAGUCCCCUGAACGUCGGUCGUUCCCUGACAGCAGUCCACCCUGUUGUACGAACGAACCCGGUGACUGGCUGGAAGAGUAUCUACUCUGUCGGUCAGUUCUCGAAGCGUAUCAACGAGGUCAACCAGUAUGAGUCGGACGAGCUCCUCAAGAAAUUCUACGGCAUGAUUCAGGACAACCAUGAUUUGCAGGUCAGGUUCAGAUGGAGGAACCCCAAUGACAUUGCAAUCUGGGACAACCGUAGCACCUUCCACCGGGCAACCUUCGACUAUCUCAAUCUUGGUGAGCGGGCUGGCAACCGUGCCGUAGGCAUUGGGGAGGCCCCUUACUUUGAUCCCCACAGCAAGUCACGAGCCGAGGCUUUAGGGGUCAAGAAAGCAGAGGAAACGACCAAGAUGGCCAGCGGAGGUCACAUGGCCCAUGGACAUCACAUGGCUACGGGACAUCAUGCAACUAACGGGCACCAUGCGUCUAAUGGACAUCAUAUGGUUCACUAA